This is a messenger RNA of Mustela lutreola (European mink), 1188 nucleotides long. It is a transcript of the gene SAP30, whose product is annotated as Sin3A associated protein 30. Gene Ontology annotation, biological process: regulation of DNA-templated transcription. Gene Ontology annotation, cellular component: histone deacetylase complex. The coding region runs from base 308 to 973 and encodes 221 amino acids. Gene Ontology annotation, molecular function: transcription coregulator activity; protein binding. NCBI's taxonomy places the organism in Eukaryota, Metazoa, Chordata, Mammalia, Carnivora, Mustelidae. The record is from RefSeq and is a predicted model, not a curated record. The transcript is spliced from 4 exons.
CGCAAGUGGAGGGGCCGGAGGGAGGCGGAGGCGCUCGGGUCCAACUGCUGAAGCGUCUCCAUGUGACAGUGAGCGGGGUCUUAACUCCUGGCGCCGCCCCAUUCUGGUUCUUGACCGAAAGCACUGUCCCCUGUCCCGGCGCCAGCAGACAACAACAGUCUAGGACGCUUGCUGUCUGGCCGUGCCGCCGGAGGAAUUGCCUCGGCAGGGUCAGGUGUGUCUGAGGGAUCCUGCGGAGACACCGGAGUCUCCGGAGAGAGGCGGAGCGGGGAUUCCUGUCAGCGCCGGCGUCCCAAAGCGCGGAGACAUGAACGGCUUCACGCCUGAGGAGAUGAGCCGCGGAGGGGACGCGGCCGCCGCAGUGGCAGCAGUGGUCGCCGCCGCCGCGGCUGCCGCAGCUUCAGCCGGGAACGGGGCAGGGGCUGGCGCCGGGGCUGAGGUGCCCGGUGCCGGGGCCGUCUCUGCUGCUGGACCCCCGGGAGCGGCUGGCCCCGGUCCCGGACAGCUGUGCUGUCUGCGGGAGGACGGUGAGCGGUGCGGCCGGGCGGCUGGGAACGCCAGCUUCAGCAAGAGGAUCCAGAAGAGCAUCUCCCAGAAGAAGGUGAAAAUCGAGCUGGAUAAGAGCGCAAGGCAUCUUUACAUUUGUGAUUAUCAUAAAAACUUAAUUCAGAGUGUUCGAAACAGAAGAAAGAGAAAAGGGAGUGAUGAUGAUGGAGGAGAUUCACCUGUUCAAGAUAUUGAUACUCCGGAGGUGGAUUUAUACCAAUUACAAGUAAAUACACUUCGGAGAUACAAAAGACACUUCAAACUAUCAACCAGACCAGGACUUAAUAAAGCACAACUUGUUGAGAUAGUUGGUUGCCACUUUAGGUCUAUUCCAGUGAAUGAAAAGGAUACCUUAACAUAUUUCAUCUACUCAGUGAAGAAUGACAAGAACAAAUCAGAUCUCAAGGUUGAUAGUAGUGUUCACUAAAAAAGAUGGAAUUGAGACUAAGACUUGGAUGUUCCAGUGUUAAGACUGUUUACUCUUUUUUCACAUGUAGAAAUGUUCCUUGUGUAUUUUUUUACAGAGGAUUUUCUCUGGUUUUAUUUUCUUUGUUUCUGAUUCUAAUAAAUUAGUUGGAAACUCGUGUAAAAUGAGCUUUCCUAGAUUGAAAAAUAUUUUAAAUAAAGCUGAUUACUAUUAUA